Branchiostoma floridae (Florida lancelet) is the source of this 5228-nucleotide messenger RNA. Its product is annotated as macrophage mannose receptor 1-like. Lineage: Eukaryota; Metazoa; Chordata; Leptocardii; Amphioxiformes; Branchiostomatidae. The coding region runs from base 79 to 2007 and encodes 642 amino acids. The record is from RefSeq and is a predicted model, not a curated record. The transcript is spliced from 12 exons.
CGGAAGCGGCUCUGUACCAAGACAGGACCGUGCGGUGUUCAUUGCCACAGAAAGCAGGUGAACUCUUGGUUUCCGAAGAUGACCUUCCACGCGUGGAGCCGAGUGGCGCUUCUCCUACUGGUUGUGGCAGGAACUGCAGUCCUGGAGUCGUUUGCCGCUCUUGAGAAAAGGGACCUGUCCAUCGCAGAGAAGGUUGACUCCUUUGUCGAACGACUGGAAGAAUUGAUCGAUGGUCAGGUUGGUCGAGAUAAUGACGAGAUGGAAAAGAAUGGCGAGCUGACCGAAGAAUUUGGUGGCGAAUCCUGGCUUCCCCAAACACGACAAGCUGGUUGCUCUAGUGGCUACCAGAUGCAUAACGGCAUCUGCUAUAAGGCCUUUAGCACCCCCAAGAGCUUUCGUGACGCGUCUUCAACGUGUGCAGCUGACGGUGGGACACUCGCUAUGCCAAAGGACGCUAGUACUAACGCCUUCCUGCUCACCCUGAAAAAUGCCGUGCAUCGGCCUGGCUGGUUCUGGUUCGGCCUAGUGGAUCAUCAUCGGGAGGGAGGAUGGGAGUGGAUAGACGGCACGCCCCUCGGGAGCUACAGGUCAUGGGGCCCGGGAGAACCGAACAACGCUGGCGAUGAGGACUGCGCCGAGUUCUUCCCAACUUCAUGGAACGAUGCUCCGUGCUCUCGGACUGACAGGAAAUUUAUCUGUCAGAUGAUACCUGCAGGUUGCCCAGCCGGGUAUGUUUACCAUCAACCUAGUCAUCUGUGCUACAAGGCCUUCAACGACAAGAAAACCUACAGCGCCGCAGCUGCGACCUGUUCUGCAGCCGGGGGAACCCUUGCCAUGCCCCGCGACACCACCACCAACAAGUUCCUCAUCUACCUUAAGAAUGCCGUCGACAACACCGCUUGGUUCCGCUUCGGGCUGACUGAUCACCGUCAGGAGGGAGGCUGGAUGUGGCAGGAUAACGUUGCACUGGGAAGGUUCAGGGCAUGGGGUCCAGGAGAACCCAACAACUCAGGUAACGAGGACUGUGCCGAGUACUUCCCUGGGAGUCACCCGACCAAAAAGAACACCUGGAAUGACGGACCAUGUACUAACGCCGAAAGGAAGUUCAUCUGUCAAGUCAUACCAACAGGCUGUCCCUCGGGCUUCAGUCAGCAUGGACCCAACUGCUACAAGGCGUAUAACGAGAAGAAGUCGUACGAUGCUGCUGCCGCGGCAUGUCGGGUUGCGGGCGGGAGUCUGGCCAUGCCACGCGACCAGGCCACCCACCAGUUCCUGAUCACCCUGAAGAAUCAGGUCGACAAGGCUGCAUGGUUCUGGCUGGGCUUUGACGACCGGAGCCAGGAAGGAGGAUGGCGGUAUGCCGACGGGACCCGCCUGGGAAGCUUCCAGCCCUGGAAACCCGGGGAACCAAACCAGGCCGGAGGGAACGAAGACUGUGGUAUGAUCUGGUCAGACCCACUUAACAAGUGGAACGACCAAGGGUGUGAUACUCAACAGAACUUCAUCUGCCAAACAUCUCUCCAACUAACUGACUCUUGUGGAGGAAAUCUUCCUGGUUCUUCCGGUGUAUUCAUCUCUCCCGGCUACCCACAAACUUACAGCGACAACCAGAAAUGCAGGUGGUUCAUCAGUGCCCCACCAGGACAAGUCGUGCGCCUCAGCUUUCUGGACUUUGACCUGGAGAACAACUUUGACCACGUCACCGUUCUAGAUGGAUGCAACAACAAGCAGCUGGGAAAGUUCACCGGCACAACCCGUCCUGGUGCGGUCACCAGCUCGGGCAGGACCAUGGAGGUUGUCUUCACCACGGAUCACUCUAAGAAAGAGCGUGGGUUCAAGGCUCGGUAUUACGCUGUGGCAGGUUCCGGAAAGAGGGAGGUGUCUGACCCACAGGAGCGGGAGCUAGGGGAAGCUAACGGGGAGGAAAUGUUGGAGGAGGUCCUGGGGAUGCUGGAGAAUGACAUCAGUGCCAAGGAAGAGGACUUGGAGUAUGGCCUGGAAGAGUAACAUCUAUACACGGCCGUCUGCUGUUCCAGCUUAACCAGUGGUGAAUAUGCAGCAUCAAGUGACUAUAUCCUUAUAACCAGCAGAUAUUGAGAGGAGAGGUGUGAUAAGUUUUCCUGUAUGUUAGACAGGCUUGGGGCGGUCAGAAAACGUUACACUUUUCCUCCCAAUAUCUGCUGUAGUAUUCAUGAUUACAAAGCUUUUAGGAAGAAUAACCUAUGGUGAAUAGAUUGUGAAAGCCUGUUUAACCCUCUCGGCACUGGCUAACUUCUUUCAGGUAUUCCAGUAUACUGGUUUUAAAUUCAAGGCUUAAUGAUGUUAACAAGUACAUGUCAUUUUAUUUCUUGCAGCUCUCAUCAUUCACCAAAUUGUCACUAUUUUUGUUCAAUUCACUAAUAAAUGGGAGAAAACUGCAGUCAGAAACUCACUCCUAAGUCCUAGAAACAGGACACAAAUGCAAUCUUGAAGCUUUCUGGUUGGUAGAUUCUGUAAAUGGUUCUAUUUGACACUGUUUAGUUUGCCUUUCCCACCGAAAUUCUAGCUGAGAGGGUUAAAUGUAGUGUAGCUUUUCAGUGCUAAUGUUUUCAAGACAAAUAUAACAUACUAUAAGUGUUGUUGCUAAUUUAAAAGCCGAAUACUUACUAGAAUUUCAGUGCUUAUAUAAGAUUAAAUAAAAUUCCUAGAGCUUGUUGUAGAAUAUGGCUACUUAAUAAGCUCUAGUUAAUAUAGACAAAUAUGUUAACUGUAGAGCCUUGUAGAGCCAUGCACGCCUUAGAACUGUACAGCUUCAUUGCUUAGGUUGGAAAAUGUAAUUCCCACAGCUGGAUUCUUGUUUGCAAUGAUCAGUGCUUUUAUAGAAAAAUAUAACACAUAUAGAGCUUUAUUGUUAAAAGUACGUGCCAUGAUAAAAUUAACAUAUGGAAACGUUAACUAGUUUGCAUGUCAUCUAAAACACAGUAACCAAAACGCAGCACUUUGGAUUUUUGCAGGGACUUACGUUGUGUGUUUAGAUUUUAGGGCUGGAAUAUAUAGAUUCAAGGCAGUUUAAGUAAGUUUAACCUUGCUUUCAAGUAAGCAUUAUACCUGCAGUGUACUCUGGAAAUAAUUCUGCAACAGGGCAUUAGGGAAGAAACAGAGGUGUAAUUAUCAACUCUAUAGUUUAAUAAGGCCAUGUUGAUUUGAUUAUUGGAUGACACCCUCUGGCAACCCCAAAACUGAUGCGAGUGUGCGAAUAAAAAAAAGUUUGUCCCAAAAACGUUACCUUCAUCAUGAAACCUAAGUGGUCAGAAAGGUUGAACAAUUGACUAAAUACAGAGUGUGAUAUACCAAAUUAUAGAUUCAUCAUUUUUCUUCUGCCACAUCUUUUGACCUUGGAAUCAACUUUGCCAUUCAAGAAGAUUAGUAUCCGUCUUCCAAUAUCUUUUUUCAAUCUACUGCAUGCAUUAAUUUUCUCAUUUUGGAGCUGCUCUGUACAAUUCAGGCAGUAUGGUGGAAAACCUGCUCUGUACGAUUUACAGUAUGGUGAAAAGCUUUUGUUUCUGGAAACGCAGAAAAUUGAUGUGUACACGGAUGUAUUUCAUAUAAUCAAGCCAACUUUGGCCUGACAGUGAAUGCUUUAAAGAUCCGUACGGCUAUGUCAAGAUCAUGAAAAACAUUGAAGGCAAACAAAAAGAUCAAGAUUGAACCAGUCAUUUCCAAUGGAAAUGCCCCUUCUGCGCCAGGAAGUCUGAAAACAUGAUAUUACAGAGAAGAAAUGCCUGUCAACAUUAUCAGACACAUUUGAAUACUAUUUUGUGGAAUUGAAGAAUCCAACCUUUCCAUCCAGAAUAGGAAAUCAUUACAGUUCAGAGAUCACCAGAAACUGUAAUUGCCUUGGCUUACUAAUGAUUCUCGUGAAAAGUUAUCACUGUUUAUAUGCAUUAUCUAUAUUCCUUCUGACACUUACAUGUCAUUUCCACAUGGUUGCAGCAAGGAGGUUAACCUCCUUGGUUGCAGAAACCAACAGUAAAUACAUGCUGAUUAAGAAGGAAGACAUUGUCAAGUAAAAUUGAACCUUCCUUGGCGUUUGGAAUGCAGAUAUAUGAAAAACAACGUUAGCUCACUAAUGUAAGCCGAUUAACACCAUUCUUGUGUAACAUUCAUGACAAGUAAUAAAGCCACAGCUUCACUGAAAAUGUAUGUUUUUGUCCUCAUUACUUUCAAAGUGGAAAUAAUUUAAGUUGCUUAGUAAUAUGCAAACUAAUAUUUCUCUCAUAUGUUAUAUGGAAACACUCAGAGAGCAAAGGUUAAAUAAAUGCUCUAACUUCCAACAAAAGGAUAUUAUUUGUAUGCCCCCCCCCCCAAAAAAAAAACAUGCCGCGGACAUUGAAGCGUGCUGCCAAGGGUAUUUCACAAUCCACAAAUACCUGGUAUGAAAAAAUAACACACAAUAUGAUGCAUAAUGGCACAUGACAGGUAAAUACAGAGAAGCUGUCCUUAAGAUACCUUUACCUGAGUUUACCUUUACUUCAAACUAGAAAAGAACACCUUACUCCCUGAGGAACUUAUUUGUUAUGGCUUGAAGAAAUCAACCCCACACCCCUUUUUCAGCUAUGUAAACCUCUGCCCAGAGUGUAUCAAUCUGCUUGCUCAACUGUCUCCUUCCUUAAAAUCAGUCCAGAAUUCUAGCUAAAGCCCCGGUCACACACAUACACAUGUAGUACAGUGUACCUAUGAUUAUACCUUUCCCGUGCAUUGCAGGUAAAUCUUAAGUAAAAUCAGCCAUCACAGAGCGUAAGACGAUGUUUAAAAUAUUUCCUGCGUUGUAUGAUUUUUCACUUAUACCUGAACACAUUUUUGCUUGGAACACAUUGGCUGGAACCUCAGGUGAUACGGAAAGUAACGGCGUGCACCGUGUUAUAUUCUAUUGUACUUGUGAAUACUUUCGCUAAUUCAGACCAUUGGAUAUCUAAUCUAAAAAGAACAGACAAGAAUACAGGUAGUUAUUGCAAUUGCAAUCUUAAUAUGAGAAUACAUAUCAAAAUACACAUGUGAGGAAUAUAAAAGUCAUGUUAGUUCUAAAAUACAAAUACCGAUACAAGAGACUAGCUAUCAUUUGGCACUUUUGACUACAUUACAAGGCAGUUGAGAACGUGCAUUUUCUGCACAGACUUGGCAUCCAAGGAAUUUAUCAUAUCAUACAUGAUUUGUUAGAGCAAAAGCACUGUUAUGCUUGUUACGUAUUU